This is a messenger RNA of Xyrauchen texanus (razorback sucker), 1505 nucleotides long. Its product is annotated as protein FAM104A-like. Bases 879 to 1256 code for a protein of 125 amino acids. The record is from RefSeq and is a predicted model, not a curated record. The transcript is spliced from 2 exons. Lineage: Eukaryota; Metazoa; Chordata; Actinopteri; Cypriniformes; Catostomidae.
UAGAAUCUGUGGUAGAAUGUAAAGGGUCCAUUCACACAUUGAUUGUUUUCCAUUUUGUGUGCUUUAAAAAAAAAAAAAACAUUGGUCUGUGUACAUAGAAGGCAGAUGGAUGAUGUCUUUGGCCUUUUUGUCACAUCUUGCUCCUUAAGCAAUGCAUUUUUUAAGUGCAAUGUCAGUAGUACAUUUUGAAUCACAGCGCAGCCUAGCAAUAUUGGUUUUGACAUAAUGGACCAAUCUGAUAUAUCUAGGGGCAGAACAAACAUUGAGAGUUUAUUAAAUGGUGGCUCAUGCUUUUUAAAAGUGGAGAAGCACAAACUAUAUAUUCCAGGUUCAAUACAAGUUAAGCUCAAUCGACAGCAUUUGUGGCAUAAAGAAAGAAAGAAGGAAAAUAUUUGGGUUACAGUGAAUAGCCAAUCUGUAAACAUAAAAUGUUUUGUUCUAAAAGUAUUGCCACAGGACAUCAGCAAUAUGCAUGUUAACAUGAUUUUAAUGUGGCAAACACUUCCUAAUCAUAUUUGUGUAGAUCUAUAUCCAGUUUAAAAAAUGUGUUGCCAUGACAACGUAAACCCGAAAACAACUGUAAAAAAACAAUGAUUUAAACAACUUUACAACUCAAAUAAUACACAAGUUUUAACAUAAGAAUUAAUGUACAGUAAGUGCUUUUAUAAAAUUAAAAGCUUCACGUUUCUGCCUUUUUAAACCCUCCAAAAAUUGGCCCCAUUCACUACCAUUGUAAAUGCCUCACCGUAACCUUGAUUUUUGCUUUUUUAAAGAAAAGGAGGGAUGAGCCAAAAUAUUUUUUUUUGUGUCAAUUGAGUGUAACUUGUAUUGAGUUCGGAAUAUUUCUUUAAAACAAUCGCCAUUGAUAUGCAUAAAGAAUGUUGUACGAGAGUGAACGCACCUAUAAACCUGCCUUCUGCUCAGUUCUGUUGCACUCCGUCUACCUGUUUGUGCAAGAACAGUUCAGUGGAUGCCUACAUCAGAGUGCAUUGCAGUUAAAGUCUUCCAGUAGUGACAGCAGUGGCAUCAGCAGUCCAGAGCAGAUGGCAGGAGCCAGCUCCAUCAUCCAGGGCACUGACCAAAGAAGACUCCAUGUUUCCCAGGGUUCCUGCAGCCCUCUUGCCCCCAUCCAAUCAGCAGAAGAUCCAGCCAUCUCCUUGCGCCAAAACAAUGUCUCGUACGAUAACAUCAACCGCGUCUUGAGAGAGGCCCACUUCAAUAGCCUGCAAAGUCGUGGUCAACAAGGGCCAACGUGAUUGGCGAUGACUCUUCCAACACCCAUUGUUGGAGCAGUGUAAAGGGGACCUUUGAGACGUACAUUAUGGGCCACUUUAAGGCCUGGCACAAAUAGAGACCCUCUAAAUACAUGUGUUUUUUCUACAAGCACUUUUUCAUGUUCCUAGUGUUCAUGUGGGGCUCUACGUCACGUGUGGACCAUGAACUUCACAUAGGUGCUAUGUAAAAGAAAUAUCUUGAAAAACAGCAUAUUCUUUUAAGAUUGUGAG